AUGUGGCGUCGCGUCGUGGCCGCCGCGCUCGCUCUCGCUGUCUUGUGCGCGGAUGAUCGUCUACCACUGGCAAAGGAGGCUGUGUGCGGAACAGGCGGGCAGGAUUGCCCCAGGUGCAACGCUUCGUUGACAAAGUGGUCCCACUGCACAUUGGAUGCCGAGCAGAGCUUCGCGGGUGGCACAACGGCCUUCCUGAAGAGCAAGGAUUGCCCUGUCGGCAUGGCUGUCUUUGUUAGCUCGACUCUUUCUCACAAGUAUAACUCUUCCAAGAUGGCAGAUGCUGUGCUGACUGCUCCCGUACCACGUGGGGAUGAGAAGGCGAGAGAGAUGGCGUCACAGGUCCUGCGCGCUGCGAACAAGUUCUUGCUUGCGAUGCCGGAAGAGACAGUUGUCAGAGGUGCUGAGAUUGGCGUCAAGGCAGCCAGUCUGCAAUCCAUGUGUUUUGGGGUCUUUCUCCCAAACUCGGCGUGCAGCCUCUGCAUCGAGCACGUUGACCUCCCAGACGCAAAGGUGCAUCUGGAAGUGAGGCAGCAGGUGAAUUGCACAGUCCAGGACUGGAUGACUGGGCUGUGCAAUUGUGCCGGUGCUGUCACACGCGGUCGGCUGUUGGGGCUCUUGUACUCGUACGUGCACGAUAUGCUCCUUAUGAUAGGCCUGAGUUUCCACAUGCCGGACCCGACUCCCACGAACCUUCUGUUGACUUGCAAUCCUGAAGGCAGCACAUCCUUUCAGCCACCAGGAGUGCAGUGGGCCGAUUUUCUGGCCACCAGCAGCGGUCAGUCAAAGCGAGGCUUGCUGGCGGGGUCAGAUCGUGAGAUUGCCGGCAAGGUGACUGUCUUCUUCGGGGCCAUCAUGAUUGGGGCUCAACGCGCCCACCUGAAAUCGGUGGAGCAGAUGGCAGACUUUUGCAUAAACAGAUUGUCGUUGCAGAGAGGUGCGGCCCUUUGCAUGGAGAAAGUGUGGUCCGAGCAGCAGAAGAUGAGCGACGAGGAGCUUCGCGACUUCAGGAGGUUUGUGGCAUCAGAGAUCUUUUUCGAGCAGUUUGAUGCCUUGUCAGCUCGCGUCGCGGACGUCGAGCUCGAGCUCGCAGAAGUGAAGAUCAAGCUCGCGGACGUGAAGAUUGGAGGCGCGACCUCAAUCUCAUCCGUCUGGGUGCGGGAGCUGAUCCGCAAGGAUCGGACGGUCACAGGAAAGCUGAGGCCCGAGGAGGAAUGCAAGGAGCUCGAGCCGACGGGCAAUGCGUUCCAAGUGAAAGGAACCUUGUCUAUCGUGGAUGACUUGAAGAAGGCAAUCGACCCUUCCUUGUCUCCGUAUCAAGCGUCCAAGAUCGGCAUUUACAGCCAGAAGGAGGACAAGGACUGGGUGAAGGAAGACGAAGACAGUGAAGUCAAUCGCGGCACAUCCAAGUCAGAUUGCUAUGGGUUCGUGCUGCCACCGGCGCCCCAUGUGCAGGGGCAGGCCUCUGCAUCGGGUCUGGGUCAAGAAGCGUUAGAGGCUGCGUGGCCACAGCUUCAGACGGUCGGCACACUCUUCUGGCGCCCCAAGUGGCGGCCCGGACAGGUCCUGCGCGCCGCGAUUUCUUUAUAG
This is a messenger RNA of Symbiodinium natans, 1587 nucleotides long. Lineage: Eukaryota; Dinophyceae; Suessiales; Symbiodiniaceae. The record is from the annotation of a GenBank genome assembly.